Coffea eugenioides is the source of this 1914-nucleotide messenger RNA. RefSeq names its product probable arabinosyltransferase ARAD1. Lineage: Eukaryota; Viridiplantae; Streptophyta; Magnoliopsida; Gentianales; Rubiaceae. The record is from RefSeq and is a predicted model, not a curated record. The transcript has 2 exons. The coding region runs from base 317 to 1756 and encodes 479 amino acids. Gene Ontology annotation, molecular function: glycosyltransferase activity.
AUUGUUCUCAGUAUUCUGCAUUCCUUCUGUCCCAUUUCAGUAUUCUACAUUAUUGUUCUCAGUAUUCUGCAUUCCUUCUGUCCCAUUUCUUCUGUCCCAUUUGAUAUAUUUUUUCCAUCAUAACGUUCAAGAUUAAACCUUUAGCCCAUGUUCGUUCUUUUAAAUGAGAAAAGGGUUGUUCUUGGAAUAGGAAAUGGGAUUAAUUUAGGCAAGUUUUAGUGAUUCUUUGGGAGUUGUGGCUUGUAAAUGGCAGAAGAGAGAAGUAGUAUUAGUAGUCUGCAGCAGAAAGUGUUGUUAGCUGUAUUCUUGAAUUGAAAUGGGGCUAAUAUCUCAGAAAUCAUUUUUUUGUUUGUUCUUGAUAACUUCUGUGCUGUUCAUAUUAUCUUGGUUCUCUGUCUUGCGCUUGAGUGGACGGACUCAUUCUUUAGACCUUAGUAUAUGGCAAAGCCCCAGUGAUCUUGCUGUGCCAGAUGAUAAUGACGAGAAUUCGGAAUCCCGAUAUGGUGAUAAUUUUGAAGAAGUCAGCAGUUCUAACAAGGAUGUCAUAAAAUGCAGUUCUAACAGGGAAGAAGUCUUGAAGGUUUUUAUGUAUGAUUUACCUUCGGAGUUUCAUUUUGACCUUUUGGGUUGGAAAGAUAAAGGCAACAAAAGUGUUUGGCCAGAUAUUAGGAUUAAUAUACCUGAAUACCCUGGAGGAUUGAACUUGCAACAUAGUAUAGAGUAUUGGUUGACAUUAGAUCUUUUAUAUUCUGAAUUUGUAAGCAAAGAUUUGAGUGGCAGAAGUGCAGUAAGAGUCAGAAAUUCUAGUGAAGCUGAUGUUGUGUUUGUUCCAUUUUUUUCAUCUAUCUGCUACAACCGGUUUUCAAGGUUGAAACCACAUGAAAAGAAGACUCGCAAUACCUUGCUUCAGCAAAAAUUGGUUACCUAUGUAACGUCUCAGAAGGAAUGGCAAAAAUCUGGGGGUAUUGACCAUAUAGUUGUUGCACACCAUCCUAAUAGCCUUUUGGACGCCAGAUCACAGCUUUGGCCAGCAAUGUUCAUCCUUUCAGAUUUCGGAAGGUAUCCACCAACCAUUGCAAAUGUUGACAAAGAUGUAAUUGCACCUUACAAACAUGUAAUUAGAAGUUUUGUCAAUGACUCAUCUGAAUUUGAUACCCGUCCAACUUUGCUCUACUUCCAGGGAGCUAUAUACAGAAAAGAUGGUGGAAUUGUUCGUCAAGAGUUAUUUUACAUGCUGAAAGAUGAGAAAGAUGUGCAUUUCUCAUUUGGAAGUGUCCAGAAAGAUGGUAUCAAGAGUGCUACCCAGGGUAUGCACUCCUCUAAAUUCUGCCUCAAUAUAGCAGGUGACACUCCCUCAUCAAACCGUCUCUUUGAUGCUAUUGCUAGUCACUGUGUUCCAGUGAUCAUUAGUGAUGAUAUAGAGCUUCCUUAUGAAGACGUUUUGGACUAUUCAGAGUUCUCUAUCUUCAUUCGGACAUCAGAUGCUCUCAAGGAAAAAUUUGUUAUAAAUCUUACAAGGAGCAUCAGAAAAGAUGAGUGGACCAGAAUGUGGAAAAGGCUUAAAGAGGUUGAGAGUUUCUUUGAGUAUCAGUUCCCAUCUAGGGCGAAUGAUGCAGUCCAAAUGAUAUGGCAGGCCAUUGCAAGAAAGGUUCCUGCUAUCAAGAUGAAGUUGCACAAAGGCAAAAGAUAUUCUCGAACUCAUGCACCUCGAGAAGGAUGGCUUAAUUCAAUAAAUUUACCAAAUAAUUUUUGGUGAGGAUUCACUGUUUCAAAUUUGCUGUAUGGCCUCGCUUGCUGCAAAAAGCAUAUUUGGGAUUGGAAGCGCAUCAAUGUUGCAAAUUUCAAGAUAGAAGGCCUUUUGUGGGCGAUAGUGUAGCAUAGCAAUGGGAUUGUUCUUGGGGGAUAACACACACA